ACCACGCAUUUGACUCCACUGAAAAUGGUGGGCGGCCCGUACAAGCACACGAAUGACCUGAUCUUGGCCGCCGAGACAUCGCUGGCGCUGUUGGCGCAAAUGGACGAUGGGGACGUCGGCGGUAGUCCACGUGAUCUGUGCACCGAUACCCAUUACUCUGAAGACACCCGAAAACAGUACGCCCAAUCUCCAGAUGUCGAAGCAUUUGACGGGUCGGAUCUUGCCGAAUUGACCACGACAGCACCAGUUGAGAGCUCUGUGCUGGAUGGUCGCGCCCACAUCAAAGUUCAGUUUCCAGAUGGGACGGUCGAGUACAUUGACGUGAACGCUGCCACCACGACCGUUGGGACGGCACUUGCGUUGGCCUGGAAGAAGCGCAACCACACUGCCCGCUUCCUGGACAAGAAGAAGCUUCGUGGGUUCUUUCAAGGCCGCGAAGUCGCACAGGAUUGGUUCUUGCUAGAUUGCGGGCUUGCGUUGGAAGGCACGUUGCAGAUACACAUCGCGCAAUCGACAGAAUGGACGUCGUUGGCGUCGGCGACGUUUUCGUCCAACAACUUGUUCAUUUCAUCCAUUUCGAACGCAUACCAAACCGAAUCCGAGCGACAGUCGGACGCGGACUCGUCGAUGGGUGGCAUCGUGACCUCGAAACCUGUCGAGUGGCUGGAGCACCAGGUCCGGCCUGAAGAACAGGAGUUUGCCGCCGCCCUCGAGCGCUUUUACCAGAAAAUUGACAUGGUGGACGAACCGAACGCUAUAUGUCAGCAUAUCCUGACAGAAUACACGGACAUUCUGCAGAAUGAAAUGGCCAAGCAAGAGAAUGCCGCCACCACGUCGCCGUACCAGCUGCAUCCGCAUUCCUCCCGGGCAAUCGCCGACGUGAACGUGUGGGAAGAGCUUCGGAACGAGCGAAACACGUGGCGACUCCUCAUAGAGCUUCGACAAUUGAGCAUUCAAUCUCAAGCGUCGGAACCUCCGUCGAUCCUCGACGAGAUCGAUCUGGACGCGGACACAACCGACAUGGACGCGAUUGCGUCCCUCGAGUAUGGGCAAUACUUUGCAGUCAAGAAAACUGUGCUCAACUGGCUCGAGUUCAUUGCGUCCGAGCAAGUGUCGGUCACAAACGAGCUCCGCAGCAUGCAGCACUCGCGCACGCUCCAUCGCGUCAAGCAGCGGUCGCUGUCGUUCUCUGUGGAUCCGGACAGUACCCUUCGGGACGGCGAUUUUCAAGUUGACAACGACGACGCCGAAGACGAAGCAGACUUGCUCAAGAGCGUGUGGCAACUGCUGCGAGCCGGGCAGCCCAGGGAAGCGGCUGAGUUGUGCAUUCAGUUAGGUCAGCCUUGGCGAGCGGCUUCGUUGAAUGGGGGAGAUUUCUGUGGGUCGUGCGACAACGACGACGGCGGCGUGCAACGAUGGGGCAACCCGUUUCGCAUGGUGUGGAAGAAUAUGUGUUGGCAAUUUGCCCAAGCCCCGCUCAACGACGGCCGAAAAUUGCACAAAGGAAAGAGCCUUGAAGCCCGUGAGUACGAGUCGAUCAUUUACGGUGCGCUGAGCGGCAACACGGCGGUGCUGCUUCGAUCCGCGCUGUGCGAGUCGUGGGAAGAUCACUGCUGGGCACUUUUGAGUGCUGCCAUGAAGUACGAACAAGACGCUAUUCUUUUGCGCUUGCUGAAGGUCAAGGCCGACGCGACAGAUCUCUUUCUUGAAAACAAUCCAGACUACGUCCGCGUGGUAGAGUCUUUUGUCGAGCAAACCAAGCCCAUGGCCCGCUUCACUGCCGCCGUGGACAAAAUAUUCGAUGAAGUCGCCGCGAGCCCAAACGAUGUUGUGCGGCGGCAAGGCAACCAUCCCCAUCGGCGCAUCCAGUCCAAAUUGGUGGUAUCGGACGUCGACGCGAUUGUGUCGUCGAUUCUUAAGCCGUUUUUCGUGCCCGACGCAACAACCUCUUCCGAUUUUUCGUGGGACCUCCAGUUGAAUUCGACGUUGCCUUCCGAUGCGCUGCCCCCACAACUCGUACGCUUUGCGGCCCACUUUGUGCUGUUCAUGACCACCACGGGCGAAUCGUUUGACCCGUUGACGGGGUAUUUGAUUCAAUUGGCGUACAUUCGGCAUCUCAUCAAGCACGACCAACGCAAUUUGGUCGCGUUGUACGCCUCCCGAUUGCCUGACGACGGCCGAGCUUCAGUUUACGUUCAGUUCUUGACCUCGAUUCGCAACGCAGACACACGCCAGGACUGCCUCAAGUCGAUUGCCAAGUUUUGUCACAACCCAGACUUGUUUUCCCAGAUUACAAAGGACGCUGUCGAGCGCAUUGUCCAGCAUGAGUCGGACGACAUGACCCGCAUCCACGCUCUUCGCUUGCUCUGCUUGGACCCGUUGCAUCGAGGGGAGCUUCUACACCAAGCAAACUGGCUCGCUCGUCAAUUUGUGGUUGAAAACAAACAGUCGCUCCUGAAAACGUUGUUCGAAUCCGUCCCCAACGACUCGCUUGCGGUCAUUGAUGACUCAUGCCAAAGCCAUGUCGAAGCGCAGGAUGCCGACACCCCCUUUUCAUGGCGACAAUAUUCGACAGCACACCCCAAGUUGAGCGUCGCGAUCCGCGAAUAUUUGGGAUGGAUGGCAUUUGUAGCCGCCACAAACGCGUACGAAGAGUGGCGCCAGGUUGUGUCGCAUGCAAACGGCGGCGGCCUGUUGUGCUUUGAUGACGAGGCGAAGCGAGUGAAAGUUGUGACGUAUCAUGCAACCCACGCCAUCUCGUUGCUCUUUGACGUGCUGCAGUUCGAAGGUGGAUGGCUGUCCAAGUGCCUCGACGACGCGAGCAUGGUCGCGUCGAGCGAAUCGAUUCGCGCGGCGUGCCUUCCAUUCAUUGUGUUUUCGCUCUACCAUGUCUGUUCCGAUGCCAUCGACUCGUUUUCCGACCUCCAUCAUUAUCCACCCAAAGCAAAACAAGAUUUGGCGUUUCCGUUUGCCCAGAAAGCGCUGCACCUUGCAUCCGUUGUCGCGAACGAACACUACAAGGUCUACCGGUCAUUUCACACUGACCAACUCAAGCAGCUGCUGCACCUUCUCCAACAAAGCGCGUCCAGCAUGAUUGCGCUCAAGGACUGCCUGCUCCUUUAACAAUAAAUAUCGCCGUCAUUUACGACUCGCUCAA
This is a messenger RNA of Aphanomyces invadans, 3157 nucleotides long. RefSeq lists its product as hypothetical. Lineage: Eukaryota; Oomycota; Saprolegniomycetes; Saprolegniales; Verrucalvaceae. Gene Ontology annotation, biological process: mRNA export from nucleus; regulation of DNA-templated transcription; protein import into nucleus. Gene Ontology annotation, cellular component: nuclear pore; nuclear pore outer ring. The record is from RefSeq and is a predicted model, not a curated record. Gene Ontology annotation, molecular function: structural constituent of nuclear pore. The transcript has a single exon. The coding region runs from base 25 to 3123 and encodes 1032 amino acids.